AUGCUCCAAGGGAAGGAAGACUUUGUUGCGUUUGAGCGGAGCCUCGUCCAGCAGGUGGAUGCGCUACGGCGAGUUCGGCAACGUUACAUGGCUCUGUUGGGCGUACUGCUGCUCUGGCACUUGUUCAAUGUCUAUCGCUGGUGGACGGCAGUAGUGCCUGCUGCGAACGACGACCCAAGCCGACCUCCAGCCAGCAGCGCACAGACGGAUGACGCAGCCACUGCCGGCUUACACGGAGCACUGGACGAGGCUGCUCGGUUGCAGUUGAUUUCCACCGACGAGCCGAAUCAGCACUACUUUUCAAACUUCUUGUUUGGCGAGCCAAAUCUGCUGUUCAGCUGGAUUUCGUUGAUUGUCUUCUUUCUCACCGGCUCGUAUCAGAACAAGAUUAAUGCUCCACAUAUUUUAAUCACACGCGUCAAACGAGCCUUGCGCACGUUUGACCUCACUUGCGACAGCAAUGGCAAACUCAUUCUCCCCAAUCGGUUCCGCUCAAAAGGCCGCAACGCGUCACACAACUCGUACAGGACGGUCGUUGGCACACCGAGCUCUGCGUUUUCAUCCUCAUCCCACAUGAAUGUAGCAGGGACCUCGGACAACCUGCCAGCAUCAUUGGUCUCCACGUCCGAACCGACACAAGUUGCAGCAGCCUUGCGCACACAACUUGCGCACGGAAACGCGAUCGACGACAGCUUCUUCAAGCCCCCGGCUCCAGUCACAACCACUGUCUUGCCGCCAGACGCUGUGCUACGAUCAACACGCGCGUCCCAGCAA
Capsaspora owczarzaki ATCC 30864 is the source of this 774-nucleotide messenger RNA. RefSeq lists its product as hypothetical. Gene Ontology annotation, cellular component: Nem1-Spo7 phosphatase complex; cytoplasm. NCBI's taxonomy places the organism in Eukaryota, Filasterea, Ministeriida, Capsasporidae. The annotation marks the transcript as partial. Gene Ontology annotation, molecular function: protein phosphatase regulator activity. The record is from RefSeq and is a predicted model, not a curated record. The transcript is spliced from 5 exons.